GCCGAGCAGCUCUCCGGACAGGACCGUCUCCUCCUCCUUUAUGUCACUUGUGUUUGCGCGCUGGCCAUUGGAACAGCGGCGCUGCUGGAAGGAAGGCUGCGGAGACGCUUCCGUCCGACUCCACGGUGCGGAGGUUUCCCGGACAGACGCGUGACGGCGCGGACUCUUAAUCCCGCUGAAUCCCAAUCCGACAACAGUCCGUGCCUCUGGAAUUAAGAUGAGCGCUCCUGCCGCUCGGCUCUCCUCCACAUAGCGCCGCAUUUCCCUGCUCCAGAUCCGUUUCAUGUGACUCCUGCGUACGAAGAAGGAUGACUGCCACCUUACCGCUGGUGAUUCUGUGCGCCUUGGCGACGUUAGCGCUGGCGUCCAAGACGGAGCGGGCUCUGAACGUUGAGUGCGACUCUGGCCAGUUCACCACCAGCGGGGAAUGCUGCAUGGAGUGUCCACCUGGAGAGGGAGUAGUGGAGGAAUGUGGCGCCGCUCAGACUGUCUGCGCUCAGUGUUUAGACAGUGAGACCUACUCGGAGAACUACAGCCACACGGAGAAGUGCAAGCCAUGCACUCAGUGUACCGGCCUGAUGCGGAUGGAGACUCCCUGCACCGACUCCAACGACGCCAAAUGCGUCUGCAAAUACAACUACUACUUCAACAGCGUCUCUGGACAAUGUGAGCCGUGCACUGUGUGCCUGCUGGGAGAGGGCGUUUACUCGCACUGCGACGCUUACCACGAUACCAUAUGUGAGGAGUGUGUGGACGAGACGUAUUCUGACCGGGAGAGCUACCUGGAACCCUGUUUACCCUGCACCAUCUGUGAGGAAGACAUCGAGACUCAGCUGUUUGAGUGCACGCCCAUCAGUGACUCCGUCUGCCACAACCCAAACAUGCCUACAGACUUCCCAAUGACAAACAGUGAUGCAUCGAAUUUUCCCGAUUACCCGGACCCGGAAGGCUCGAUCAGCCCGUUCCCGAGCGGAGAGACGACCACGUCCAGCGGCGGCGCUCCUCACUUUCUCGGCCGGGGCUUCAACGAAAACCUCAUCCCAAUUUACUGCUCCAUCCUGGCUGCUGGUGUAGUCGGCCUGGUGGCGUACUUCGUGUUUAAGAGGUGGAAUAGCUGCAAGCAAAACAAGCAGCCAGCUAAUAACCGUGCGGCUGCAAACAACCAGAUGGUGACACCGGAGGGAGAGAAGCUGCACAGCGACAGCGGCAUCUCAGUUGACACUCAGAGUCUGCAGGAGCAGCAGCAGCACGCACAGGCUGAAGCCCAGCCUCAGCCGUCACGCUCACACACACAGGAGCAAAUAGUGGUGAGGGUAGAUGGGAGCCCGCAGCCCGACUCGCCUCCACCCGAAGUCUAAGGAAGGAGGAAGAGGAAGACGAAUUGGAAGGGGGUGCCACGCAGAGAAUGUAAAAGCAAGACACUGAUUCAUAAUUCAAGUGGCCACAGAAAAACGUACACAAACCCUCCAAUAUGCUUGGGGCAGCCGACGGAAACUCCUCGUCCCUGCAUGCGGAGUCAGACUCUGUCAUAUAGCGUGCCUGGACACUGAAUCUAUGGCAAUAUCAAACAAGAACAAGUAUAACGACAUGCAACAUAGUUUUUAGGAGCUGCCAGAUUAACCUGUACUUCCCUUUUAACGUCUCAGUUUUUAAUUCCAUGUUUAUGCGUUUUUAAUUUUUUUUUUCUUUAUUUUUUCGGAGGGCAUUUUUUUUCUCCUCCCGUCUUUCUCUGUUGGCAUCAGAGAUACAAACCCAGCAGGGUGCCAUGAGCAAUUCCCAGCUGUUCCUGGAAUUUCUUCCUUCCCUUUCAUUUAAUGACCGAUGUUCAUGUCAUUGUUUGAGAACGGCUACAAGGAUUCACCCUAGUGACUCAUGUUUUGAUGAGACUGCUCAGUAAUUAACUCUUUUUUUUUUAAAUAAUUAGAUGGCUCUUCCUGUGUGUAACAGACAUAAACUCCCUCUCUAGCAGUGCCUCCAGGGAUUGUAUUUUAGCAGCUUCAUGUUCAUAAUGUUUGUCUCAUGUUUGUGUUUGUGCGGUUGUUUCAUUUCGAGGCUUUAGUUACACGUCCGAAUCAGCAGGCUGCCUUCGCUGGAUGUGCAACGCGAGAGGAACAUCGCUGGACUCGGCGCCGCUGCUGACUCACCGAGAUGAGUCAUCUGAAGGAAAACGGUGGGGGGGGGGAAUCCAUUUACAGAGCCAAAAAACAAACAAGCAAACAAAAAAGAAUCACGACUGCUAAUUAAACUACUUAAACGAGUUUGGGACUGGGAAAUAAAAAAUCAAAUCUGCAGGAGGAAUCCCAUCCACAAUCAUUCUUCGAUGAAAUUGGGACAGCCCUCAGAGGAAGCCAGCACUUCCACCUCCACAAUCUCACUCCUACCGUAAAACACACAGCCUUACUUACACAAAGCUUACCUGGGAGGCAGGUAGUAAUUACCUCAGGGUUUUAGCUUCAUUUACCCUCUGCUUGCAACACAAUUCCUGCUGAAGCCUCAAUGUGACAUCAUAUUUUCAUUUUCCAAGACAGAACCACCCGACAUUUACUGCAUGUCCCAGUUGAAAUCAAGCACUGAAGCACAGGCUUACAUCUCUGACCUGGUGGUAUCUGUUUUUUUUUUAUGGAAUGCCCCUUUAAUGUGCCCCCUUCCUGCUGCUUGAAGCAAUUGUAGAAGUGAGCUUGAAUACCAUGUAAAGGACACAUACUGUAGCCGAGCUUGACUGCAUUCAUUGAUUACAGUGGCACAUAGAUUCUCAGGAUUUAACUUGUUGUAGUAUGACUGAGUAUUUAGACCAUUUAAAACGAUGAAGAAAUAAAUAUUUUGAUUUGGUUGUUUUACAUCCUGUUGAUGCGGCGCAAAUUGUUGCACCGGAUUCUUGCCGGUUCAACUAGCACCAGUAGUUCAACAUGAUGUGUUGUAUGAGCACUUCGUUAAUGGGAGACGGGUUAUUGUUUACUAAGGGGUGGAAGCGAAUGCUGCGUUCAUGGCAAACGCGUUUUGAGCAUCAGCCACGAAUGGUUUACAUUCAAAACCCAUUGAGAGCGCAUAGCUGCGCGAUUUGAAGCGUUUUGACCGUUUGACGGGCGACCAACACGAUGCUGGUGUUGGUAAACCUGAACUCACUCUCGCUGCUCAACGUGGAGCAUCAACCAAUCAGAGACUUGGCUGUGUGACAUAAUGGCCUUUAGUUGGCGUCCUGCCAGGAGAUCCCGGCACCGAUGCGGGUUAGCAGGUCGUCAAACUGGGCUCAGGUGAGCUGAAAACCUCACUAAUAUCGACCGUAGUAGCAUUUGAAACUCACAAAACUCUCAACAAAAGUUUGCUUUUGGUGUGAACGCAGCAUAAGGGACAGAAGAGCAUGCGCGUUCAAUGAAGAGCUAAAAUCACAGCGUCAUCUAGUGGCCUGGCAUGACAACUACAGUUGAGUCAAAGUGUGUAAGCGGAAAAUUUCCCCAAUCAACAUCCAAAAAUACCGGCGGCUUCCAUGCAGCGGUCUUCUGUAAACGUAGCUUUAUUGACCAUUUACAAUAAAUCUUGGUGAUUCACAAUCAAUUACCCAUAAUACUAAUGGACUGCAAAACAAAAAGUGGCAAUUAAGCUAAAUCAAAAGAACAAGCUGAUGAAAAAGUAGAGCAAAAAAAAAAAGUUUAAAAAAGAAAACUAAUUUAUUUACCAUUUUGGGAAUUGCCUCACCAGCUAGCCUUUUGUGUGAAUCUUAGUCAAAGUUUUGUGAAAACUACUUUCCCCUUUAAGAUUUCUUCUGCUUUUGCUAACAGUUCAAUUUCAUUCCCAACCCUGUAGACCAACGUAAUCCCUCACAUAAAAUCUGCCAGACAAAAGAAAUAAAAAGGUCUUUUCUCUUUUUGACGGUCUGGCACAAUUCAUCUGGAAUUACAUAAGUGUGAGAAAAGUAAUAACAGAAGACAUCUAUGAGGGCAUGAAUAUGUUUUCACUGAAGUUUAUGUUGCAUUGUCCUGCCUAAACCCUGUAGCUUUAAUGCAUAUUUAUUUAACAAAGACACAAAAUCGUAAAAAUCACUCUGUACUGACAUUAUUCCCAAUAUUUCUUUUUUAAAAUGAAAAAUGGCUAGCUUGCAAAGUUGAACAAAUUAAAGCAAUGACUACUUUGUUUACUGCGUUGGUGAUGAGAGCAGAUUUCAGCUAACCUAUGUGUAUCAAAAGAAUGUGUUCCUGUAUGUAGACGUGGGAUUUUUAGGUAAGUUUCAUAGCUUUAGAAUAUAAGUUGCAGAGACAUGAAUGAAUAGUCUGAUCAGAUGAUAGUUGUUGGAUUGGCAUAGAUUUGUCUAGAAAUAACCAGAUUGCAAAUGUUAGAAAAAAUAAUAAAACUGUGUGAAACUUACAAGACAUUUUGCUUAGAGAGUCACUUUCCAACAAUAUCCAAGAGGUAUUAGUUUUGUCAUUUUAUUCAAGAGAAAACCUUUAAGGAAAUGAAAGAUGUUUUUUUUUUUAGCUUGUUAGCGGCGCUUUCAGAGUUUAGUGAUAGAUAAGAAAUGUCUCGCCGAUGGGAGAAAACAGUGAAAAUGACUCAUUACUCUGCAUGGAUCAAUCACUCGGUCACAAACACCCCAAGACAAUUAGACCUUCUGGUCGCCUCACCUUUGAUUCAUGAAUCAGUGCAGUGUAAUAAAUGAAAGCAAACAAAAGUCUGCUGUAGUUUGCAGCUCUGUAGCUGAAGCUGGUGUGAACAUGUGACUACACACACACACACACACACACCCACACACACACCCCUACACACACACAGGAGUGUAUGAUUCACUCCUCUAUUGAGAGUGAUUCAUCCUGAUCCUGCAUGAGGAAAUGACAUUAAAGCAGACUUCUCUACACUUCGUAUAAGUGACCAGAAAGUUGAUUUAAAGGUUAAAAAAACACAUUUUCUUCAUCUCUAUCCCCCGCUGAGGUUCCAUCAGCCCUCCAGCAGUGCACUCAUCCUGCCUAAAGCUGACGUAUUCCCCUUUCUCCAACAGAUUGAGACACUUUGUGAGAAUGUACAGCCUGCGUAGAAACAGAGAAAUAUGCAAGACAUGUUCAAGUUUUUAUUAGGGGUGCACAAUAUUAUCAGCAUGGUAUCGGUAUCGGUAUCAGCAUGGUAUCGGCAUUUGUAUUUGGUAGCAGGCUACAUCGACAAAGAUAAUGCAGUAUUUUAAUUCCACAGUAGAAAAGCCAUGUAGUUUCAGUGAAAAAAAUAUUGGUAAUCAGCCAAAUGUAUUGUGCAUCCCUAGUAUUCAUGUUUGCCCCAUUUCUGUAGGUCUGAUUUGUUUUUCUUCUUUCAUUUCCAGUUUAUUAAGAGUAUCACCAUCCUCAAAGUGAGCACUUAUUAGAUGUAAUAUGAUUGCACUCAAAGAGUGUACCACAGUUCAAGUGCCUGUGUACAGUGUCUAAGGUUUUUUGAGUUCAGAUGUUUUGUUACUUUAACUGUGUUUUUAUUUUGCAUCUUUUUUUCCCAUUUGUGUUUUUUAUGUAAUUUCUUUUAUAUAUUUUGGAACUAAUGAAGGAUUUUCAUGAAGUCACAAACAUGGAGCCUUGGAGACUCACGAAAACUGUAAAAACUUGGCAACAUUAUAGAGACUUACAUUACAAACAGGUUGCCAAUUAACACAUACUGUAUGUUAACAUGAUGUAUUAGGGUCAUGUAGCAUUUUGAAAGCUUAAACAUGUUACCAGGUACUUUCACAAGGCUGUUUGUCAACAGAAAUGAGCGAUACUGUACAUAUUUAAUGCAUGUACAGUAGUUUUAUCAAGUACCUCCAUUAUAGAGGCAUCAAGAUAUGUAAUCUGCAGCAUAGUGAUGUCUGUGGGGAGGCUCACUGUGAAUCUCUGAGAUUUUAUUACUUGAUACAAACACAUCAGGACUUGGUCCCCCCACCCCAAAAAGCUGAAUGUCCUAUGUAGUUACCUACUAAUGUAAAAUGCAUUGUGUAAAUGUGAAUUUCUUAGAGUUGAUACGAAAUAGAAAAACAUGCUUUAAAACGGAAAAAAAACUGAAAUAUGUGCAACGGUAAUAAAACCACAAUAAAAAGAUUUAAUUGCA
This is a messenger RNA of Poeciliopsis prolifica (blackstripe livebearer), 6051 nucleotides long. RefSeq names its product nerve growth factor receptor a (TNFR superfamily, member 16) (gene ngfra). Bases 309 to 1358 code for a protein of 349 amino acids. Gene Ontology annotation, biological process: Rho protein signal transduction. The record is from RefSeq and is a predicted model, not a curated record. The transcript has 6 exons. Gene Ontology annotation, molecular function: coreceptor activity; death receptor activity; nerve growth factor binding. Gene Ontology annotation, cellular component: cell surface; plasma membrane. NCBI's taxonomy places the organism in Eukaryota, Metazoa, Chordata, Actinopteri, Cyprinodontiformes, Poeciliidae.